Molecule: messenger RNA, 2157 nt
Organism: Anopheles maculipalpis
Lineage: Eukaryota; Metazoa; Arthropoda; Insecta; Diptera; Culicidae
Product: death-associated protein kinase related-like
Exons: 5
Coding region: 1-2157 (718 amino acids)
Biological process (GO): protein phosphorylation; intracellular signal transduction; positive regulation of apoptotic process
Cellular component (GO): nucleus
Molecular function (GO): protein serine/threonine kinase activity; ATP binding
Source: RefSeq, a predicted model, not a curated record
AUGCAGCUGCCGGAGGGUUUCUCCCACGUUGGCGACGGGCGUCUGAGCAUCGCUGAGGAACACUUGCUGGGACUGAAGGCGCCGAGGGACAUUGCCGAGGUAUACCAGGUUGCAGACACCUGGAUUGCCAAGGGCAUGUACGGGAUAGUGCGGUCCGCCGUAUCGAAGCAAACGGGCAUUAGCUAUGCAGCGAAAUAUCUACGCCGCCGCCGCCGGGGCCAAUGCUGCCUGAGCGAAAUCAAUCACGAAAUAGCGGUGCUGAUGCUGUGCGCCGACUCUGACCAUGUGGUAAAGCUGCAGGCCGUGUACGAAACGCGCUCCGAGAUCGCCCUCAUACUGGAGCUUGCAACCGGUGGCGAACUGCAGACGCUGAUCGACGAGCAGGGCCAUCUGUCGGAGCAGAAGACGCGCGUCUGCAUGCGCGAAAUUUUGCGCGCCCUGCAACACAUGCACAACAAAUCGAUCGCACAUCUGGACCUGAAGCCGCAAAACAUUCUCCUGGCGGGGAAAUCCGUUGACGAUGGCCUAAAGCUGUGCGACUUUGGCAUUGCGCGCUACAUUGCGGAAAAGAACAAAAUCUACGAAAUCGUCGGUACGCCCGAUUACGUGGCACCGGAGGUGUUGCACUACGAUCCACUAUCCCUGCAGACGGACAUCUGGUCGAUCGGCGUGGUUGCCUACGUCCUGCUGACCGGGCUGUCACCGUUCGGCGGUGACAGUAAGCAGGAAACGUUCCUGAACGUUACCAAAUGCUCGCUCACCUUUCCGGACGAACUGUUUAGCGGAAUUUCGAGCGACGCUAUCGACUUCAUCAAGAGCGUGCUAAGAAUUAAGCCAAAGGAUCGACUCACUGUCGACGAAUGUCUCGAGCAUCGUUGGUUGAAGGAGGAUGUGGUUUGCUUGAGAGAAGAGAUACUUGCCGCCCGUGCCUCAGCGGCACUUAACAAACCCGAGACAAAAGCUGUGAUGAAUGAGAACGGUGGUGUGGGUGUGGAAGGUGGUAGUAGUAGUAGUAAUGUGGCUGUUGUGGUAGCAAAUGGUAGUAACGGUUACAGUAGUAGUAACGUUGAAUCGCCGGUACGAUUGCAUGAAGCUGCUAAUGGAAGCCAGAAAGUAUUGAUGGUAGUGGGAGCGGCGGAGUCUGGCAUCAACAAUACUGUCAGCGCUGCUACUGCUGCAGCUACAUCCGCCGAAGAGGUAUGGUGCGAAACGAGCAGUGCAGGAGAAACUGGUGGAGGAGGAGGAGGAGGAGGAGGAAAAGGGCGAAAAACAUCACCACCGGUAGUAGGGAGUGAGCUGAAGCUGGCACAAACCGGCGGCACCGGUCAGUGUGAUCUAGCGACGAUUAUAGCGGAGGAAAAUAAGGAAAACGUUAUAGUUGUUGGUAGUGGUGGUGGUUUGGUGUCACGUUCACUGUUUCCGGACGCACCCACCACACCGAAGGUGAGCAGAAAGGCACUUCCGGUGGAACCACUGAUCGAUGGGCAUCUGUAUCCGCACCAUCACCACCAUCAUCAUCAUCACCAUCAUCACAACAGUAAUCAAUAUCAACAUCAACAUCAACUGCAUCAUGGUUUUGUACCAACGCACCACCAUGUGCUUAAUCACAACCAUCACCACCACCACCAUCACCACCACAACCAUCAUCAGCUGCAUCCAAUGUCGAACGGUGUGAGUUGUUCACCGUCAACGUGUGUAAAAAAACAUGUACAAAAAAUCCGCCUCCAAUCGCCGGUGGCUGCGCAACUAGAUAGUAGUAGUGAAGAGAUGGCAACACCCGGUACGACACCAUCUCAGCCUUGCGCUGCUAGUAGUAGCGGUGGUGAUGAACGGAACAGCGAACAAUCCCCAAUGUCCGGUUGGGUUGAUCCCGAUGGUAGUAUUGGUAUUCUGGCAACGAUGGCCGAGACAAUGAAUCAUGUUGCCGUACCGGAUGAAGCGGCGUCCGCCUCGCUACCUUGCUCGGACGAAACCACCACCAUCGCCACCUCCUUCCGUCCUCCACCAGGCAGCAGUACACACUGUACGCUAAAGUGUGCCGAACCGCCUAGCGGCGGUGGUAGUAGUGCAACGGACGGUGGCGUGCAUGUAGCACCAACCAACGGUCACAGCAAGGCGCUUCAACCGAGCGACAAGGAUGCCAUUAUCACCUGCUAA